Dujonia railenensis is the source of this 2583-nucleotide messenger RNA. NCBI's taxonomy places the organism in Eukaryota, Fungi, Ascomycota, Pichiomycetes, Serinales, Debaryomycetaceae. The record is from the annotation of a GenBank genome assembly.
AUGUCUCGUUUAAUCGUAAAGGGGUUACCUAAGUAUUACAAUGAAGAAAAGCUCAGAGAGUUCUUUGGUAAGCAGGGAAACGUUACUGACGUUAAACUCAUGAAAAAGAGAAACGGUGAAUCAAGAAGAUUUGCAUUUAUUGGUUAUAAGUCGUUCGAAGAUGCAGAAAAGGCAGCUAAAUAUUUCAACAAAUCAUUCAUAGAUACAGCAAGAAUAGAUGUUGAGAUAGCGAAGACGUUUUCUGAUCCUACGGUACCAAUUUCAUUUAAGGAAAACAGAAGACUCCAAGAGGCAAAGUUGAGAGAACAGGAAGAUAGAUUAAUUCAAGAAGACGAACAAAGAAAUGCCAAAAGACAAAAAGUGAAGGCCAAGUCUUCAUUGGAUGAAGAAAUUGAAAACAACCCUAAAUUGAAGGAAUUCAUGGAAGUCAUGAAACAUUCACACCAAGUCAAGUCGUGGGCAAACGAUGCCGCUGUGGACGGGUCUGGAGCUCCAUCUGCAAAGGCACUUGAAGAGUACUUAGCAAAGCAAGAAGGCGGUGCUAGUGCCCAUACUGGAGCUGUGGAUCUUGAUAAUGAUGUGUUGAGGGCUCCAGAAAGAGAGAGUGACGAUGAAUAUGAAGACUUUGGAAAGCAAAGCGAAGAGCCAGAAGAUGACGAAGAUGAAAAGAUGAUGCCAUUGAAUGAAUUGCCAGUUACCGAAUCAUCAGAAGCUCAAACCGAUCAAGCUACCAUAGGAGAGGACGCUAGUGACCUCGACUGGCUUAAGGCAAGAAGAAGACGUAUGAAAGAUAACGAGGCAGAAGGUGAAGAACAAGUACAAGCACUAGAAGCGGAACAAGAUGUAAGUACCGAGAAUGCUUCUCAGAUAAGUUCCAAUAGGGCUCCAUCAUACCAAUCGAGAGAAAUCCAACAAAGAGAGAAAGAAAUCAAGGAUAUCCAAACAAUUGAAACCAAAAUAGCUGAAACUGGUAGACUUUUCAUCCGUAACAUCCUCUAUACUUCGACCGAAGAAGAAUUUAGAGAAUUAUUCCAAGUAUAUGGUCCCCUUGAAGAAGUCCAUAUCGCAAUCGAUACCCGUACUGGAAAAUCCAAGGGGUUUGUUUACGUUCAGUUUAAGAACAAUGAUGACGCAGUCUCUGCUUUUAGUGCCUUGGAUAAGGAGAUCUUCCAAGGUCGUUUAUUGCACAUCUUACCAGGUGAGAAGAAGAAAGACCAUAGACUUGAUGACUUUGAUUUGAAGAAUUUACCAUUGAAGAAGCAAAAGGAAUUGAGAAAGAAGGCACAAGCUGCCAAGACUCAAUUUAGUUGGAACUCGUUGUACAUGAACCAAGAUGCUGUGUUGUCCUCAGUGGCAGCCAAGAUGGGUGUCUCCAAGUCUGAAUUAAUCGACGCCCAGAGCUCUGAUUCUGCAGUAAAGCAAGCAUUGGCAGAAGCUCACGUUAUCGGUGACGUUAGGAAAUACUUUGAGAGUAAGGGAGUUGAUUUAACUACCUUUGAAAAACAAGAAAGAGAUGAUAAGGUGAUUCUUGUGAAGAACUUCCCAUUCGGUACUACCAUUGAAGAAAUCGGAGAAUUAUUUCAACCAUACGGACAAUUGAAAAGAAUGUUAAUGCCACCAGCAGGUACAAUCGCAAUUGUUGAAUUCAGAGAUUCUCCAAGUGCAAGGGCUGCAUUCACAAAAUUAGCAUACAAGAGAUUCAAGAAGAGCAUUAUUUAUUUGGAGAAGGGACCCAAAGACUUGUUUACAAAGGAACCAACUGCUGAUGAUGUGCCAUCUGCUGAGAAUGUCGACGAUGCCAACAAUGCAGUGGAAGCUAAAGUUACUGCUGCGGAUGCUAUCAGUAAUUCUGUUAACGAUGACGAAGACAGUGAAGUCAUUGAUGGGCCUACAGUUUCAAUAUUCGUCAAGAACUUGAAUUUUGCCUCUACAACUCAACAACUUACAGACCUUUUCAGCCCUUUGACUGGAUUUGUUGUUGCUAACGUGAAAACCAAGGCUGAUCCUAAGAAGCAAGGUUCAUAUCUCAGUAUGGGUUUCGGCUUUGUUGAAUUCAAGACUAAGGAUCAAGCCAAUGUUGCAAUCAAGUCUCUAGAUGGCCAUGUUCUUGAUGGACACAGACUUCAAUUGAAGUUAUCGCAUAGACAAUCAGGAGGUUCCAAUACGUCCAAGAAGCCAGCUGAAAAUAAAUCAAAAUCCAAUAAAAUUAUCAUUAAGAAUUUACCAUUCGAAGCAACAAGAAAAGAUAUUGUUGAAUUAUUCGGAGCAUUCGGUAAUUUGAAAUCUGUCAGAGUUCCAAAGAAAUUCGACAAGUCUGUCAGAGGUUUUGCAUUCGUAGAGUUUACAUUAUUGAAAGAAGCAGAAAAUGCUAUGAACCAAUUGGAAGGUGUGCAUUUGUUAGGAAGAAGAUUGGUUAUGCAAUACGCAGAGCAAGAAUCUGAAGAUGUUGAGGAGCAGAUUACCAAGAUGACCAAUAAGGUGAAAAAGCAAGUUGCAACUACUCAACUUAACGCUGCCAGGUUAGCUGGUAAGGGUAAGAACGACUUGUUGGAAGGUGAAGGAGAUGAGUUUGAUGAAAUUUAG